CGGAGCAUCCAGACAUGCCCAGAGGCUUCAGCUGCUUGGGAAGCCCUGAGGGGAAGGACGGCAGGUAUGAGACCCCCGCGGCUUCAGAGCUCCAGAGGCUGACGUGGACAAAGAAAGGGACCAGCGGCCAUCUGGAUGAGGUUCAGCCCAGGAUCUAUAUUGGAGACAUGUAUGCAGCCAAAGACAAGAGGACACUUCAGGCUCACCACAUCACCCACGUACUUAACGCUGCUGACGGGAAGUUCAACGUGAACACGGGCCCCGGCUUCUACAGAGACACCAGAAUCACUUAUCAUGGAGUGGAAGCUUUUGACAUGCCAUCCUUUAACUUGAGUCCCUUCUUUUACCCAGCGGCCAAUUUUAUCAAGAACGCUUUAAGCUCGCCCACAGGUAAGGUGUUUGUCCACUGUGCGAUGGGUCUCAGCCGCUCGUCCACCUUGGUUCUGGCCUACCUGAUGAUCCACGAGCACAUGACGCUGGUGGACGCCAUCAAAGCUGUCAGCGCCAACAGGAACAUCUCACCUAACAAUGGUUUCCUGGAGCAGCUCCGAGAGCUGGACAAAAAGCUGCACUGCCAGGGAUCAUCGAGGAGCUGGAGUGCCAACGGACGGACUUGAGAUAAAAUCCAUCAGUUCAUAAAUGUGGAUUAUACUUUUGUGUUUAAAGUAAUCAAUAAUCAUAAUCAAA
Molecule: messenger RNA, 687 nt
Organism: Anarrhichthys ocellatus (wolf-eel)
Lineage: Eukaryota; Metazoa; Chordata; Actinopteri; Perciformes; Anarhichadidae
Product: dual specificity phosphatase DUPD1-like
Exons: 3
Coding region: 15-617 (200 amino acids)
Biological process (GO): negative regulation of MAPK cascade; protein dephosphorylation
Cellular component (GO): cytoplasm
Molecular function (GO): MAP kinase phosphatase activity; protein tyrosine/serine/threonine phosphatase activity
Source: RefSeq, a predicted model, not a curated record